CUUCGAAUUUAAUUUUCAUAUUUAUUUAUUAGAUUUUUCAAAUAUUUUAUUAUUAAUUGUUAUUAUGCUAUCACAUUUAUUUACUUUUAUAUACAUUUUUAACUUCAUUCUAUUUUGUAGCUCUACAUCCGUAUCCACAGAUGGUCCCGCCCUCCGGGCCUCAAGGCUCGCGCUGAUUGGCUCCGAGCUGCUCGGCCUCCCUGCCAAUCAAAACAUCUGCCCGGUGAUUUGCAUAACUCCCAUAAAUCUGUUUCCAGACGGGGACUCUGACGGAGGCGGCCCCCCCCCCUGCGGCUCCGUCAGCCCGCUGGGCGGCGAGGACGAGUUCAAGGCGUCCUGCGCCAGAGAGAUCGCCCUGCUGGCCCUGAUGGAGGAGACGGGCUACAGCAUGGUGCAGGAGAACGGCCAGAGGAAGUACGGGGGCCCGCCGCCAGGCUGGGAGGGCCCCGCCCCCCCCCGGGGCUGCGAGGUGUUCGUGGGUAAGAUCCCCAGAGACCUGUACGAGGACGAGCUGGUGCCGCUGUUCCAGAGAGCCGGACGCAUCUACGAGUUCAGACUGAUGAUGGAGUUCAGUGGAGAGAACCGUGGCUACGCCUUCGUCAUGUACACCACCAGAGAGGCGGCGCAGAGAGCCAUCCAGAUGUUGGACAACCACGAGAUCCGCCAGGGGAAGUACAUCGGCGUGUGCGUGAGCCUGGACAACUGCCGCCUCUUCAUCGGCUCCAUCCCCAAAGACAAGAGGAAGGACGAGAUCCUGGAGGAGAUGACCAAGGUGACGGACGGCGUGGUGGACGUGAUCGUGUACCCGAGCUCCACCGACAAGAGCAGGAACCGGGGCUUCGCCUUCGUGGAGUACGAGUCCCACAAAGCGGCGGCCAUGGCCCGCAGGAAGCUCAUCCCAGGAACCUUCCAGCUGUGGGGCCACUCCAUCCAAGUGGACUGGGCGGAGCCUGAGAAGGACGUGGACGAGGAGGUCAUGCAGCGCGUCCGCGUCCUCUACGUACGUAACCUGAUGCUCAGCACCUGUGAGGAGACGCUCCGCCAGGCGUUCUCGCGCUUCAAGCCGGGCAGCGUGGAGCGCGUGAAGAAGCUCACCGACUACGCCUUCGUCCACUACCGUUGCCGUGACGACGCCGUGGCGGCGCUCGGCCUCAUGAAGGGCGCCCAGAUCGACGGCGCCACCGUGGAGGUCACGCUGGCCAAGCCCGCCGGGGUCAAGGACGGGGGGGGCGUGGCUGGGGGGAGGAGGUACAACAACAACAACCACCGGGGAUACGCAGGAGGUGGAGAAGGAGGAGAAGGAGGAGGAGACAGCGGAGCGUUCUUCCUCCACAGGAGCGAUGGAGGAGCUGAAAGAACCUCGUCUCCACGGAGCCCCUUCUACUCAGAGGAGCAGCACCGUGGGGUGCUCCCCCUGUUCCCCGGCACGCCGCUGGCUCCCACCAACAUGCUGAACCUCAAGCAGAGUCAGAUCAGCUCCGCCGUCAGCCUGCUGGACUUCUACUGCCUCAAGAACCUGUGGGCGCCGCCUCAGUACCACCUGUACUCCACACAGGGGCCGGAGGGGAGGCUGCUGCUGCUCUACAAGGUGGUGGUGCCCUCAACACGCAGCACCUACAUCCCAGACAAGCUGUGUGUGAUGCUGGAUGACGCCAAAGAGCUGGCAGCUCAGACCACCCUGUGGAACCUGGACUCGUCCUUCCUGAGCGCUGCUUCCUGUGACUCCCCCAGCAGCCCCUCCCCCCCCCUCGUCACCCCCCCCUCCUCCAGUAGUACGGGGUUGCUGACCUGCGGCGGUAGAGCCUUCGCCUCCUGCCUCUCUCCUCCUCCUCCUCCUGCGCUCUCCCCUUUCACCUCCCUCCCCCCCCCUCCCUCCCAAGCACAGCGGCUCUACAUCAGCUCCCAGUCGCCUUUCUACUGACGAAGGUCGUUUCUCGUCUGAGGAGUGAGGAAGAGAGGACACGACCCGAGGAAGCCACGGAGGAGAGGAGGCAGGAGCGUCCUUUAUGAUGAUGUGUUCAUGUCCUCCUCGUUUCCUUCUCUUCCUGAGAGGAGGAGGAGACGAACACAUGACCCUGAUGCCUGGUCUCCUUGACGUACCCACAAUGCACUGCAGCUCAGUGAACAAAACGUUUUAAGAGUUCAGGGCAAGAACUCAUUUAUUUAUCUUCUUUUUAGACUUCUGGUUCUGAUCUGUCUGUUCUGGUUUUUAUGUAUUUUAUUUAUUUUUAAAAAUAUUUGUUUUUAUCUUUGAAAAAUGUAAUUUUUUUCCUAGUUUUUAUUUAUUUAUUUUAUUAUAAAUAUAUCUAUAUAUAUAUUUCUAGCUUUUAAGAUUUAAAAAAAUAGUAUUUUUUUACAAUUUGAAUUUUCUAUUUCAUUAUUAUUAUUAUUAUUUAUUUUGUAUUAUUUUUUUAAUGUUCUAUUUUUUCUAUAUUUUCAGUAUUCUCUCAGUUCUUGUUUAGAGUGAAGGUGGCUCUUCUUCACCUCCUUGUUCCUCUCCUCCUCCUCCUGUUAUCUGAAGGGGGCGGAGCCUCAAAGACCCACACACAUCUGAGGGGAGAAAAGAGAUACAAUAAUAAAAUAUUCAUAAACAGUUAAAAUAAGAUAUUUAUUUAGAUGGAAGUCUAGAAACAAAUGAAUGAGGGAACACUUGAGAGGAGGAGGAGGAGUCUGGUCAUGUUUCAUGGUUCUGUUAGAAGGAGAACGUUCUCUUCAUGUCUCAUUGUUCUUCUCUAUUGUUCUGCUCGUUGGAGCUGCAGGGUUCUAUACACAGAACCCUGUCUUAAAGGUUCUAUACACAGAACCCUGUCCUAAAGGUUCUAUACACAGAACCCUGUCUUAAAGGUUCUAUACACAGAACCCUGUCCUAAAGGUUCGAUACACAGAACCCUGUCCUAAAGGUUCUGAAGUCGUUCAGAUUUUAAAAUGUAAUAAUUGAAUCUGUUUAUUUCAAAUUAAUAUUAAAACUAUUUAACACAGAAAGUCUUUAUUAACACACGGAACACAACCAGAGGAGAACCAGAGGGUCUGUGAGGAGAACCUCCUUCCUCCCCCUGUUUAUCUUCCCUCUCUCUUCCCUCCUUCCUCCCCCUGUUUAUCCUCCCUCUCUCUUCCCCUCAUCCUGAUG
Messenger RNA from Pseudoliparis swirei, 3127 nucleotides. It is a transcript of the gene rbm46, whose product is annotated as RNA binding motif protein 46. NCBI's taxonomy places the organism in Eukaryota, Metazoa, Chordata, Actinopteri, Perciformes, Liparidae. Gene Ontology annotation, molecular function: mRNA binding. The transcript has 11 exons. The coding region runs from base 65 to 1921 and encodes 618 amino acids. The record is from RefSeq and is a predicted model, not a curated record. Gene Ontology annotation, cellular component: nucleus.